Protopolystoma xenopodis is the source of this 501-nucleotide messenger RNA. NCBI's taxonomy places the organism in Eukaryota, Metazoa, Platyhelminthes, Monogenea, Polystomatidea, Polystomatidae. The record is from the annotation of a GenBank genome assembly.
CUCCAGGCUUUCAAUAACUACUGUAAUAUGGGCCAAUCUUUGUUCUCUCGGCUGAUUAAGUUGGGAGUACCAAACAUCCAGCUUGACGCCCAAGGUCGUGCUCGGCCUUCACUUGCUCGACUCUACAGUUGGCGUUAUCUCAACCUUACAGACUUGUCACACACUCGUAUUGAAGCCCAAUAUCGCUUGGCCAAUCCGGGAUUUCAGUUUGAAUCGCAGCUGAUCAACGUUGACGACUUCCGAGGCAUAGGAGAAUCUGAGCCAAAUCCCUUCUUCUAUCAAAAUCUCGCUGAGGCCGAAUAUGUAGUAGCAACCUAUAUGUAUAUGCGUGUUCUCGGCUACCCAUCCGAUAGAAUCACUAUUCUGACUACUUAUAAUGGUCAGAAACAUCUUAUCCGUGACGUCAUUUCGACUCGCUGUUCAAAGAAUCCGCUUCUGGGCGAACCUAGCCUAGUGACAACGGUCGAUCGAUUCCAGGACGUCUUAGUAACGCAACUGUAA